Molecule: messenger RNA, 3404 nt
Organism: Heterotrigona itama
Lineage: Eukaryota; Metazoa; Arthropoda; Insecta; Hymenoptera; Apidae
Source: the annotation of a GenBank genome assembly
AUGAUAUAUAAUAAACAAAAACUUUUAAUAAAUACACGUCAAUAUAAACGUUACAAUAUUACAAAUAAACAAAAUCAAAAUAUUAAUGAAUAUAGUAAGUGCAGAAAAUAAAAAAUAACAGGAAAUAAAAUAUAUUUUUAAGUGUAAUCUAAUCUAUGAAUGUGAUCGAAAAUGUAAUAAUCUUUAUUUACUGCCAACAUUAAUUUCUCAAUAUCUAUUCAUUAAAUUAUCGACAUUAUCGCGUACGUGACCAUUAUGAAUCGUAUCUUUGAUAAAGCUAUCUUUUGCAGUUACGUACUGUCUUGUUCACAAAUAUCGUCCCCCUGAUCGUAAAAAUCGUCAAAUGUAAAAUUGAAAUGAUUCUAAUAAUAGAAAAUUUUUUAUUCUAGUUUAUGUAAAUCGUGUAACUAUUUCAGUGUUUUAAGAAAAAAAAUUGGAAAAAUGAGAAAUUUUUAAAUAUGCAAUGUUUAAUUAUUUUUAUAAUUUAUUAAUUAAUUUUUUAAUAAUCCAUUUUUUUAAUGAUUUUUUUGUGUAUGCUGCAAAAUUUCAUCAUACGUACGAUAAAAUGUUUUGAAACAUGAAGAGUAUUGAUGCAAAUUAAAUUAAAAAUACAAAUUGCAUUUCUAUCGUAUAAAAAAUUAAAUUACACAAUUAUUUUAUUUAUUUAGUUUAUUUUAUUUUAUUGUAAAUAAAAAAAAAUUCGUAUCAAAAUCAUAUUUUCAAAAAUAGUGCGCUUACUUAUUAACCUUAAUACUUAAUACCUUAAUACUUAAUAAUACCUUAAUACCUUAAUAAUACCUUAAUACUAACCUUACUUAUACACGUAACUCGACCAUUUUCAUAGUUAAAAAAAAUUAAUGUAAAAAAAGAUGUAAGAAAAAUAAAAAAAGAAAAUUCUCGUAUUAAACAAUAAUUUAUUCACGUCGCAAAUGACGAAAAAAAAUAAUAUAAAAUAAUAAUAAUGAUAAAAUAUUUCGUAGAAUCAUAAAUAUCGAAUAUCUAAAGUUGAAAUCCCUAGUUUCAAAUGUAUACAUUGUAUGUUUUUAUGAUAAUAUUUAAUAUUAUUUAUAAUAACACAAUUUACUGUAAUUAGUAUAUGUGACAGUAUGCAAUAUUAUGAUCUAUGAUUUAGGAUGUAGCUACGACUUUUGGAAAUAAUACAUAUUGGUACAUUAAACGUUCAAAUUCGUUUCCAAAGUAAUAACUGUCCAGAGAAUUAUCGACUAGUAUGUAUACAUAUUCGUAGACAUUAAAAUUUGUCGAUGAUUUCUUAUUUGUUUAAACAAUAAACAACUCUGAAUUAUAUUUUGAUUAUUAAUUGAAUGUCGUGUUACAAAAACGAGAAAGAACUAUAAUUGGACCUACAUGUAUGGGAAAAGUCACUGUAAAGGAAUUUUUGAAGUAAAAAGAUAAGGAAUUUGUGAGUCAGCCAUUCAGUUGUGCUAUGGUUGAGCGCAGAAUAAAUCUGACUUCUUAAAACCUAAAAAUUGCUCAAUUUUGAUAUCAAGAAGAUUACUUGAAAUAAAAUAUUUGGAAGAAUAGUUUAUUAACUUACUAGGUAAUAUUAAUGACUUUUUCAACGGUAUGAACUCCAUUUUGCAAGAGACAGGUAGUACUUUUACUUCACAGACAUAAUAUCCAACUGAUAAUUUUUUGCAAUAACGUUCUUUGGUAAUAUAUAUUUAUAUUUUACCAAUUUGAACACGAGUAUAGUAUUCAUAAUUUUUAUAAUUUUUAAGUAAUAUGAAGACAAAGAAAUUAUAUAUAGAGCUAUUGUUUGUAGGAAAAUGUCUAAUGUUAGUAAUUUGGAACAACAAAUUGCAAAUUUGCAAAUUAAUCAUGAGGAUGGCGUUAAAACCACUAAGUCUGGAAAGAAAGUAGGACCAGCUGUACCUCCCAAACCAAAAAAAUCACAACCACAGAUACCACAAAGUUAUAUUAUAAAGGCUGCUUCUGUGCCAUUAUAUAGUACAGUACUUAAUAAUUCUGGCCAAAAUGAAAAAUCAUCAAAUUUGUACGUGAAUUCUCCUUUACCAUAUAUGCCACUGAACAUAGAGAAAAAUGAUUUUUCAUUAUCAUCUACCUUAAAUGGAAAAAAUGUUCCUAAAAGCUAUCAAAAUGAAAAUUUUUAUGUGCAUCAAUCGGAUGAAAAAUUUGAGCCAAAAUAUAGAUAUGGUGAAAAGAAUCACUAUUCAAAUAUUGGAAAUAUAUCUGCUUCUCAAAUCCCAGUUGAAGAUCAUUCAAGAACAACACAGAAUAUUGUAUACAGCAAUAUAGAUUCUCCAAUAUCUAUACCAGUUAAUAAGACAGCUAAAACUGAAAAAGAUAUUAUCUACAGCAAUAUUCAAUGGAAUUCUAAACCAGAAAAUACAUAUUCUAAUAUUCCUACUGUACACAAUAAUGAUGACUUACCACCACCGCCAGAACCUUCAGAAUAUGUUCCAUGUGUAUUAGGUAAUUCUUUUCCACCACCGCCGGAAGAAUUACCGCCUCCGCCAAGUCCUGUGUCAUCCAGUUAUAGCGAACUAAGACGCGCUACUUAUCAAACUGAUUUUCCAUCUGAUAAUUAUCCAAAUGAUAUUUAUGGACCAAGUUCACAAUCUAGUUCUACAUAUGAAUCUAUAUAUGAACCAAUUAAUCCUAGACCACCUUCACAAUUAUCUUGCAAUUAUUCCAUGUAUUCUGGUUAUGGCUCUGCUACAUCUACUCAACCUCAAGGAAAAGUCUCUCCAGUUAAGGAAGUGGAUGUUCUAACUGAUCUGUUAGUUCAAGGAAUGGAGGAUAAUGCAGAAGAUAUAUAUGGAAUUUGUGCUCAUUGUGGUCGUAAAGUUGAAGGCGAAGGUACCGGUUGUUCCGCGAUGGAUAAAGUAUUCCAUAUUGACUGCUUUUGUUGUUAUGUGUGCAAAGUUAAUCUACAGGGUAAACCCUUCUAUUCACUGGAGAAUAAACCUUAUUGCGAGGAAGAUUACUUAAAUACUUUAGAAAAAUGCUGUGUUUGUACUAGACCAAUAUUGGAUAGAAUAUUAAGAGCUACAGGAAAACCUUAUCAUCCGUCCUGUUUUACAUGCGUUGUUUGUGGACAAAGUUUGGAUGGUAUACCAUUUACAGUAGAUGCUACAAAUCAGAUUCAUUGCAUAGAAUGUUUUCACAAAAAAUUUGCACCACGUUGUUGUGUUUGUAAGUUACCGAUUAUGCCAGAACCAGGACAAGACGAAACUGUGCGUGUUGUAGCACUAGAUCGUAGUUUCCACAUUCAGUGUUACAAAUGCGAAGAUUGUGGAUUAGUUUUAUCCUCUGAUUCUGAGGGACGUGGCUGCUAUCCUUUAGAUGAUCAUGUAUUAUGCAAAAGUUGUAAUGCUACUCGCGUGCAAGCAUUAACAUCACAUAUGACAACUGAAUUAUAA